GGCCUUAGCAAGAUCAUGAAUUUUACCUGAAUAAAGGUCCCACCCGCCCCAUACUGGAAGACAAUACUCCCAAUUCUGCUUGCGUUCCAAAGCUGUUCUUCUCUCGCAGCUGAUCUUCACAGGUGAGACGACUUUAUAAUUCCACUCGACUUUAAUUUUGAAGCCGCCCUCGUGCUAAUCAAGUCUCCCAAGGAUUUCCACGUACAUCUUACUGCAACACUGGCCAAGGACCAAGGCCAGAACCAGAACAAAAAUCACCUCCACCACUACUACUCCUGGUUAGACUUCACAGGCAUGUCGGCCGACCCGUUCUUGCGGCAGUGGCUGCCUCCGGUACUUGUCUUUCUAUUCUUUUUCAGCCUGAUUUCUUUCUCCAAAUCCGACGAGCUUCAGCCGCUUCUCAAACUCAAGUCGGCCCUCCAAGAUUCAAAUACCAAUGUUUUCAGCUCCUGGACACAAGGUAACUCCGUGUGCAACUUCGCUGGGAUUGUAUGCAACUCCAAUGGACUGGUCAGAGAAAUCAAUCUCCCCAAACAAAAUUUACGUGGAAUUCUUCCAUUUGAUUCGAUAUGCAUGCUUGGGUCUCUAGAAAAGCUCUCCCUCGGGUCGAAUUUUUUGUAUGGCACCAUCACUCGGGACUUGGAAAAUUGUACUAGUUUACAACACCUCGACAUGGGUCACAAUUCAUUUUCUGGAGAAGUUCCUGACUUGUCUUCCUUAGGGCGAUUGAAUUUCUUGAGUUUAAACGACAGCGGGUUUUCUGGGUCGUUUCCAUGGAGAUCAUUGGAAAAUCUUACCAGUCUCACUUUCUUAAGCCUGGGUGACAACUUCUUCCAAACAAGUCCUUUCCCUGUGGAGGUCUUGAACCUUGAGAAUUUGUACUGGCUUUACCUCUCAAACUGCAGCCUCGUAGGACGGAUUCCAGAGGGUCUCGGAAACAUUACUCAGCUCAUAAAUCUUGAGCUUUCCUGUAACCAAUUGUCUGGUGAAAUCCCGGCCGAUAUAGGAAAGCUCAAGAAUCUUUGGCAACUUGAGCUUUACAGUAAUUUCUUGACCGGAGAACUGCCGGCGGGAUUUGGAAAUCUUACGAGUCUAGAGAAUUUUGAUGCGAGCCGUAACAAGCUCCAAGGCAAUAUUUCUGAGGUGAGAUUCUUGACAAAGCUUGCUUCUUUACAGAUCUUUGAGAACCAGUUCGCAGGGGAGGUUUCUGAAGAGCUUGGGGAGCUCAGGAACCUCGUGAAGUUGUCGCUCUACAGGAACAAGUUCACUGGUCCUCUUCCUGAAAAGCUCGGCUCGUGGGCGGAUUUUGAUUACAUUGAUGUCUCGGAGAAUUCUUUUAGCGGUCUUAUACCUCCAGACAUGUGCCGGAAUGGUAAAAUGGAUAAACUGCUUUUGGUACAGAAUAGGUUCACUGGUGGAAUCCCAGAAAACUAUGCGAAUUGCUCGUCUCUGACUCGGAUACGAGUGACUAACAAUUCUCUUUCGGGUGUUAUUCCCGUUGGGAUAUGGGGCUUGCCCAACUUAGCCUUGCUUGAUCUCUCUAUCAAUCAUUUCGAAGGUCCGGUGGCAUCCUUUAUUGUUAAGGCAAAAUCUCUAGCACAGUUAUAUCUAUCUAACAACCGCUUCUCCGGUGAAUUGCCGGUGACGAUUUCCGAAGCUGCAUCUUUAGUCUCAAUACAGUUGAGUUCGAAUCAAUUUUCUGGUCAAAUCCCAGCAACAAUUGGUGGAUUGAAGAAUCUAAACAGUCUUCAUCUAGAUGGAAACAUGUUUUCCGGCGUUAUACCGGAUUCAUUAGGCUUAUGUGUUUCCCUCACCGACAUAAACCUCUCCGACAAUUCACUUUCAGGCAACAUUCCAGCAGGUCUUGGAUAUUUGCCUACUCUCAACUUCUUGGACUUGUCCAAUAACAAUCUUUCUGGAGAAAUUCCUAACAGUUUGUCAUCGCUGAGUCUAAGCCUUCUGGAUCUGUCAAAUAACCAGUUGAUCGGUCAAAUACCUGAGGCUCUUUCGAUCCAACCCUUCAGUGACAGCUUCGAUGGAAAUCCAGGCUUAUGCAGUCCAAAUUUCAAGCAUUUCCAGCCAUGUUCAUCAGGUUCUAGAACAACAAAACACCUCCGGACGCUGAUUUUCUGUUUUAUUGCUGGGGCUUUGAUUCUGCUUGUUUCGUUGGCAAGCUUCCUAUGCGUUAAGCUAAGACAUAAUAACCUCGAUGGUCCAUUGAAGCCUAAUUCUUGGGAUAUGAAGCCCUAUCGAGCGCUAAGCUUCACAGAGAAUGAGAUCAUUAAUGCCAUAAAAAGUGAUAAUCUGAUUGGAAAAGGAGGAUCGGGGAAUGUGUACAAGGUUAUAUUAGCUGAUGGUAAAGAACUUGCUGUAAAACACAUUUGGAUAUCUGAUUCGGGUGACCGGAAAGAUUGUCAGAGCAGCUCGGCUAUGCUAACAAAAAGGAGUUUCCGGUCAGCAGAGUAUGAAGCCGAGGUGGCCACAUUGAGCUCAGUGAGGCAUGUGAAUGUGGUGAAGCUCUACUGUAGCAUCACAAGUGAGGAUAGCAAUCUGCUGGUUUACGAGUAUUUGCCAAAUGGGAGUUUGUGGGAUUGUCUGCAUACAUGCAAGAAGAUGGAGGUGGGAUGGAAGGUGCGGUAUGAGAUUGCACUAGGGGCUGCUAGGGGAUUGGAGUAUCUGCACCAUGGGUGUGGUAGAUCGGUGAUUCAUCGUGAUGUGAAAUCCAGUAAUAUCUUGCUAGAUGGAAAUUGGAAGCCAAGGAUAGCUGAUUUCGGGUUAGCUAAGAUAGUGCAGGCUGGUGGAGGAGAUUGGACUCAUGUUGUUGCUGGGACACUUGGAUACAUUGCUCCAGAGUAUGCAUACACAUACAAGGUAAAUGAGAAGAGUGAUGUCUACAGCUUUGGGGUAGUCCUUAUGGAGCUUGUCACAGGAAAGAGGCCGAUUGAGCCAGUGUUUGGAGAGAACGGGGACAUAGUCAGCUGGAUAUGCAGCAAAAUGCAUAGCAAAGAGAGUCUGCUUGACUUGGUGGACUCAACCAUCUCAGAGGCUCUGAAGGAAGAUGCAAUCAAGGUGUUGAGAAUAGCAAUCCACUGUACGGCAAAACUUCCAAGUCUAAGACCCUCCAUGAGGGUGGUAGUUCAGAUGCUAGAAGAGGCUGAGCCAUGUGGUCUUACCGAUAUUGUUGUAGAUAAAGAAUGCCAAGAUGGUUCAAAUGAGAGAGUGAAGAAUACUGGCAGUAUCCGAGCCCUUGAAACUCAAAUUGAUUUUCCCUGCUAAACGAAGAACGAAAAGCUGGGCUUUGGAGCAGUGAUAGCAAUUAAGAAGGGAUUGUAUUGUUUUGAUCUCUGCUCGUAAGAGAGACACAGAGACUUUACAGUUUACAGGGUAUUGUACAAGAAAUAAUCAUCCUCACAUCAAGCAAGUUGUAUCAUCAAUGCUGCAUUCUACUUCUAUUUGAUUAGCAAUGCUAAAAAAUCGUUCAA
Molecule: messenger RNA, 3482 nt
Organism: Juglans regia (Persian walnut)
Lineage: Eukaryota; Viridiplantae; Streptophyta; Magnoliopsida; Fagales; Juglandaceae
Product: receptor-like protein kinase 7
Exons: 2
Coding region: 295-3276 (993 amino acids)
Biological process (GO): protein phosphorylation
Molecular function (GO): ATP binding; receptor serine/threonine kinase binding; protein kinase activity
Source: RefSeq, a predicted model, not a curated record